AUGAGCGUCCGCUGCAGCACCCUUAGCCCCCAUAAGCCCACUCUCACAGAAGAGAACCUACCAGAUCAGGCGGGAAAGGUCUUCCUCAUUACCGGUGCCUCUGGCGGCAUAGGCAAAGAGCUGGUCAACAUUCUCUACCAGAGAAAUGCCAAGAUAUGGCUGGCUGCUCGCAGCUAUUCCAAAACACAGGCUGUCAUCGAAGAGAUAAAGACUGCGCACCCAAGUUCCACUGGAGAGAUGGUCUUCUUGAAGCUCCAGCUCGACGAUUUAUCUACCAUCAAGGCAUCAGCACAGGAGUUUCUUUCUCGAGAGACUCGGCUUGAUGUGCUUUGGAAUAACGCCGGUGUCAUGGUUCCACCUCAAGGGUCUACGACUGUGCAAGGAUAUGAACUGCAGCUCGGCAUCAACAACCUAGGUCACCAACUCUUCACGCAGCUAUUAACUCCUCUCUUGGAGAUGACGUCGCAGGUUGCGCCCCGUGACUCGGUUAGAGUCAUAUGGGUAUCUUCAAGUGCAGCUGAUGGUGCGCCGCGUCCAGCCAUUGACUUUUCCAACAUGGACUACCACAACGAGGAGGGUAUCUGGUCUAAAUACUCCAGAAGCAAGGCUGGAAACGUAAUCCAGGCGUCUGAGUAUGCUCGUAGAAUGGGGGGAAGCGGUGUUAUCAGCUUGUCGCUCAACCCCGGCAACUUUGUUACCAACCUGCAGCAAAAUAUGCCCAAGAUGCAGUUGGCCAUGUUUGUAAGUCGUGAGCGUUACGUUCAGCAACCCGAUGGGGAGCUAAUAUCACUUAAGAAACUCAUAUCACAUCCACCCAAGAAUGGUGCGUACACACAGCUUUUUGCUGGGUUGGAUCGGUCUGUCACUUCGGAGGACAACGGUAGCUGGGUGUCACCAUUCGGGAAGAAGGAAGAGCCCCGAAAAGACCUCAUUGACCCUGAUUUGGGCGGCAAGUAUUGGGAAUGGUGCGCAGCCCAAGUCAAGCCAUUUUCAUGA
Colletotrichum destructivum is the source of this 996-nucleotide messenger RNA. Its product is annotated as Putative short-chain dehydrogenase/reductase SDR, NAD(P)-binding domain superfamily. NCBI's taxonomy places the organism in Eukaryota, Fungi, Ascomycota, Sordariomycetes, Glomerellales, Glomerellaceae. The coding region runs from base 1 to 996 and encodes 331 amino acids. The transcript has 4 exons. The record is from RefSeq and is a predicted model, not a curated record.